Messenger RNA from Sphaerulina musiva SO2202, 3598 nucleotides. RefSeq lists its product as uncharacterized. Gene Ontology annotation, cellular component: endoplasmic reticulum; ERMES complex. Lineage: Eukaryota; Fungi; Ascomycota; Dothideomycetes; Mycosphaerellales; Mycosphaerellaceae. The transcript has a single exon. The record is from RefSeq and is a predicted model, not a curated record. Gene Ontology annotation, biological process: phospholipid transport. Gene Ontology annotation, molecular function: lipid binding. Bases 94 to 3354 code for a protein of 1086 amino acids.
GUCGUCACAUGAACCCUCUCCAUUUCCUGCAACGUGCCAUUAUCGACUUGGUAGGAAGAUAAUGCCGGCCGAGCAAGAUGAACGGGUCUCAUAAUGGCCUUCCGCGCGCUUCUGCUCGCCUACGUGCUUGGCGGCUUGACCUUCGUCCCACUCCUCAUUGCGGCCAUCGUGAUACCGGCGUGGUAUCUACUUCCGCGAGCUGCCUCGGCGGAGCUUACUGCACACGAGCAACAGGAGCAACAGGCGGACAAUAACAAGGGCAAAGAGCGGGCAGAAGAGAAGGCAGCCAGUCUCGGCAAGCUGUCAGGGGAUGCAGCAGCCAGCGGCACCUAUGCUGUCCUCCGACGUUACGACUUCCAGGCCGCUCUCACCGCGCUUGAUGGUCGACAGAAUAGCAGUGCAGGCGUCAAAGGGGGCUCGGGCGGGGAAGGCCUGACAGGCACCGAGUCCGCGGGGGGCACUGCCGCCGAGUCGGUCUAUCAGAGCGUGUACCGCUCCGUCUUCGUAGGAAGCAAGAGCACGAGCAGCACAACGUCUCUGCUCCAGGAUCCUGAUGGGGACUCUUCCCUUUCUCGUCGUAAACUGCCUCCUGCCAAUCUCCUCUACAUUGUCCUGCGCCACGGGCACCUCAUGCUCUAUGAUUCGCCAGCACAAGUCGAGGUCAAGCAUGUCCUCAGCCUCGCACAUCACGAGGUUUCGUUGCAGGCUGGCCCACACAACGAAGGUCUCUGCGAAGAGUCGCAGAUCCUCGAAGCCGACCUGUUCACCAAAAGAACCGCCAUCGUGCUCACGCCUGUGGAGCUCCCCCAGGGAGCAAUGCAAGCUGCCGCCCCGACAUCUGCAAAGCCAUUCUAUCUCUUCGCCGCGACCAAUAUUGACAAAGAGGACUUUUAUCAUGCCCUGUUAUCUAAUCGCGUUCGCCCACCGACGCCGAGGGCCCUAGAUCCAGAUGCCUUGAUCAAGCUGCAGUCCUCCCUGCACUCCUCUUCUCUGACAGCGGAGUCACGUGCCAUUGACGCGCUCAUUGGCCGCCUAUUUCUGGCACUACAUCGCGUCCCAUCGCUGUCAGGCUUUGUCCGGGCCAAGCUAGAGAAGAAACUCAAUCGCAUUCAGAAGCCGGCCUUCAUACCCUCGUUGCUAGUGCAGUCCAUCAAUCUUGGCGAUGCCGGUCCCGUGUUCUCGAAUCUGAGACUGCGAGAUCUGAAUAUUGACGGAGAAAUGACAUUAGCUGCAGAUGUGAAGUACAAUGGCCGGCUUUCUGUGACACUUCUUGCAGUUGCUAAGCUGGAUCUCGGCACGCGAUUCAAGGUACGAACGGUCGAUUUGGCUCUGAAGACGAUCGUGCAGCGUAUCAGUGGGACUAUGCUCCUUCGAAUAAAGCCACCUCCCUCGAAUCGAAUCUGGUUCUGCUUUGAGAACGUGCCUGAGCUAGAUGUACGUGUCGAGCCAGUGGUCAGUGAGAGGAAAAUCACGUACGGCUUCGUGCUGAGGGCCAUCGAGGAAAGGUUGAGAACUGCAUUCAAAGAAGGCCUCGUUAAGCCUAAUUGGGACGAUAUCCCCAUGCCGUUCUCCGACACCGUGGGCACGUGUGCUAGAGGAGGCUUGUGGAGUGAUCCGGGUGCUCCUGAUGUUCACGCCCAACUUCGGCCAGAUGAUACGCUCGCUAAGCGCAAUGAAAAUUCCACAUCGUUGCCCGAUCUUGUACCAGACCUUGCAGACGGCGCCUCUACGGGAGUUGAUGCCCAUCCUACGCUCAACACAGCCAAAGUCCGCCAUUCCUCGACGAUGCCGCCGGAAUUAUCUUCAGACCGGUCCCCACGUCCUCCUCGUCCCUUACGAACGCCUUCCGUCUCAUCGUCCCCAAUUACUGCCGUAGAUGGCCAAAAUGUGGAGCCAGUACGAGGUGACGAUGCCUCGCUGCGAGCGCAACCAUCUAGGAAGCUGUGGCGACCCAAGGGUUCGACUGAAAUUCCUGUACAGAAAGAUGCUCUUGCAGGACUACGAGAGCUCCAAAGUCGAGCGGAGCAGCUCACGGCUCCCACCGCUGCUGAGUUAGACGGACAGAUCUCAGCUAGAUCGAGUCAGGAAGGGGCCUGUCGCAGUUAUCCUACCAGUGUGGCCGACGAAGAUUGCUCUGCCAGCGGACAAUUUAACGAUCCUUCUUCGACUACAGGGUCAGGCACACCAACGCCAUCCACUCGGAGUACAGUGUCAAUACAGUCGACUGCUGCAUCAAGCGAAUCAGAUGUGCAGUCUCAGAGCAGAAAAGCAUAUAUUCUUGCAGCGACGGUCAAUGCAACGACAGCUGCAAAGAACUGGAGCUGGAAUGCAUUACAACGCAAUAGAGGCGGCAUCUCCCGACCAGAAAAGCGUCAAGACGUGGGGGCUCAGCAGCCCAUCGGUCGCGGUAUGCCUCUUCCGCCGCCUGGUCAACCGCUUCCAGGUCCACAGAAAGGUAUUUGGGGUGGGGCUGGAGCCCUUCGGCGAAGAGCAGUGCCUUCCACGGGUACUCCGCCGAAACCUUCAGAGCAGCAAUCACGAAGCAAAGGAAACGCACAAGCAGUGGUGCAACGUGUCUCUUCGUCUGCAAGUGAAGAGGCACUGUCAGCCACCGAGGAGGAGUUUCAGCCGUGGCAAGAGAACAGUGGUCUCUCACAACCGAACGUCCACGAUGUGCCAAUUAGCGAAUCCGGGUCUGAUACCAUGCCAUCAAGACAAGUUGGCAUCCACGAUGCUACCACAGCUGAGUCUGGUGAGCCCUCGAAUGUAGCUGCGUAUGGGUCACAUCUGUCCUUGGCCGACGACGACCUGCGAUCCCGGAAAAUACCGCCGCCACUGCCUGCGCGACCGAAUCAGAUUUUACCAGUCAAUAAGGCCAACUCAAGUCGAAGGCAAAGUCGAAGUCGAGCAUUUUCCACAUCCACAUCCGACUCGCCUGAUGUUGGCAUAGCUACCGCUCCCGCAUUGCGCAUACCAGAAACCGAAGUCUCGGCCGUCGCCAAUGAGAUCUCCAAGACGAAAUCUUCUGGCAGGCUAUCUUCCCUCCAACCGUCACCUACUAGCCAUGAUAUACUCGCCGCAAAUCAUCCGGUUGUAACUGCUGAAACUAAGAACAACGGCUACUUCACAUCCGAACGAUUAGAUGCUCAUGUUCAUAUGACUGAGGGAAGCUCUUCGAAGGCCGCGCCGCAGCUCAAUCCAGUGGAAUCUGGGACCGGAAUCGGCGGAGAACAUGAUGAAACAGCUGCCAAGCGUUCGAAAGGCGAUUAUGAACUGUCACAGGACGUACGGCCAGACCGAGAAUCUGAUUAUAAAGCUCUCCUGGCGAAUGGUCGCUCCGAAGAAGCGAAGUAGCUCCUCGUAAAAGAAGGUGACGACGAGGCGCUUGCCACUGUCCUGUUAAAAAUGAGGGAGCGUGCGCCAGCCGCUGGUACAGAUAACAGCACUGCGGCGCAGCACAAAAGCUCUGACUCGGUUGGUUUUAGCGAUGGAUGGCCCGGCCAUUGAAUGGCCAGAAUAUGUCAAGUAGCCAAGGCACAGUCCCAAGGUAGAAGACAUGUUAUCUAUAUUGUGCACGGCCGUCCUCACUCACGCCGCA